AUGGCAAAGCGAUCGGCGUCCACCGCUUUCGAUACCGAGGCAUCAACUCCAAAUACAAAGGAGGGAAAGAAACAUUCGUUAGAUUCCGAUGAAGAAGACAGUGGAGCGGAAGAAGAAAAGAAAAAUGUUCUCAAUGCUGAUGAUAUUGAAGGCGAAGAAGAAGGAGUUGCAGGAAUGGAAGGUGAAAUAACUAUAACCCCAUUCAACAUGAAAGAGGAACUUGAAGAAGGUCAUUUUGAUACACAAGGUCAUUAUCAUUGGAAGAAAGAAAAAGAAAUUCAUGAUGGGUGGCUUGACAAUAUUGAUUGGGUUAAAGUAAAAGGUCGGCCUGAAGAUAAGUAUAAAAUUCACAAAGACAAUGAUAAAGACUUUCUUGAUGAUUCAGAAAGUGAAGAAGAUGAGAUCGAGGAAAAAUUUAAUAUCAUUGAUAAUUAUAAAGAAAUUGUAGACCACAUGCAGCCAAAAGAAACAAUUUCUAAAGCAAUACAACGACUUGGUGCAAGUUCAAAAAUCUCAAGUGCAGAGCGCUGGAAAAGGAAGAAAGCAGGUAUUAUUGAUGAAGGUAGCAAAACAGUGACUAGGAUAACUGAGCUGGCUAAUCAAAUUUUAACUAAAACUGAUAUGUAUGCUGACGACUUUGAUCAGAAAGAAAAAGACAGUAUUGGUAACAAGACCACAUCUGAUAAAAAUGAAGAUGAUGAUGGGCCAGAAGAAGUCAAAUGGGAGUUCAAGUGGAAUCAAAAUGAUGAUUCUGAAAUGUCAGGGCCACAUUCAACUGAACAAAUGAGUAAAUCCCCACCCCCCUUAUCAAAAGAACGGAUCCCUCUCGGAGACGGGGCAUCCGACGCGUCCAUGCGCCUCGUCACGGCCCUCCUAAACGAAAUGGUGCUCCCAUACCAGAAACGGGGCCUCAGGGGUCAUGAAAUAAAAUUGGCCAGUAAAACCCCC
Iphiclides podalirius (scarce swallowtail) is the source of this 948-nucleotide messenger RNA. The record is from the annotation of a GenBank genome assembly. Lineage: Eukaryota; Metazoa; Arthropoda; Insecta; Lepidoptera; Papilionidae.